GUUAUAACCAACAAACUCAAAAAGUGAUGAAUGGAGGACCUUCUAUAACACCUGCAUCAAAUUUUGCGACCAUCCCCCUUCAACUACAACCCUUGCCUUCCUCUACAGAGCUUCCCAAAUCAAUUGCAACCUCCUUGUCAAUAGCAAGCAGUCAUCUUCAUUCUGAAUCUAAAACCAGAUCGCUAAGUACAUCAGAUGAAGACGAAAUGGAACGUACAAGAGAAUUUUUUCAGGUCUUCGAACCAGAUGGAUUCAAUUUGACGCUUGUGGAGCAGCAACUUUUUAUGUAUGAUCUUCCAGACAAUAAUCGAGUAUUUGGCCAAGAGCUAGAGGAGGGCUUGCUUCGACAUGUUAAUUUAAUAGAAAGCGAUAGUGAAGCUGAAGAUUUCGGCUCACCGUUAGCUCAUUAUCUAAACAAACUGCUGGUACCACCUAUUGCUGAUAAAGGUUCAGUUUUUGUACGCAAUAAAAUCGACGUCGAUGUCGGUACGAUUAGUGAUAAUGAUGAAGCUUCUCUCACUGACAUCAGUCGCCGGAUAAUAUGUAACAUUCUCAAGCGUAUAGUUACAGUCAACAACCUUCACCGUCCUUAUCCUAUCUUGAAUUUUUCGACAAUUAUAAUAAGAGUAAAGAGUUCAUCUACAACAAAAAGGAAAGUCCGUUACAAAAUAUAGAGGAAAUACAUCAUUGGAUGUCACGACGUGAUUAUUAUAUACAAAGAUAUGGCCCACCGCAUGAAUUUGGAAGCUCAAGCAAAAUGCAAAAUGAUAAUGAUAUUACCGCCAGCACGAGUAUAUCCGAAUCAGCAAGUCAUAUGGCAGAGUCCUCUUUUACGCUUGA
Mycotypha africana is the source of this 840-nucleotide messenger RNA. RefSeq lists its product as uncharacterized. The transcript has 3 exons. Lineage: Eukaryota; Fungi; Mucoromycota; Mucoromycetes; Mucorales; Mycotyphaceae. Bases 27 to 674 code for a protein of 215 amino acids. The record is from RefSeq and is a predicted model, not a curated record.